Messenger RNA from Sphaerodactylus townsendi, 4002 nucleotides. RefSeq names its product jumonji domain containing 4 (gene JMJD4). Bases 973 to 2256 code for a protein of 427 amino acids. Lineage: Eukaryota; Metazoa; Chordata; Lepidosauria; Squamata; Sphaerodactylidae. The transcript is spliced from 7 exons. The record is from RefSeq and is a predicted model, not a curated record. Gene Ontology annotation, molecular function: histone H4R3 demethylase activity; sequence-specific DNA binding. Gene Ontology annotation, cellular component: cytoplasm; nucleus. Gene Ontology annotation, biological process: negative regulation of gene expression; protein hydroxylation; positive regulation of translational termination.
UGAGGAGGACUUUUAAUUGGGGUCGGAAAAAAUCAAAAAGGGAGGCAAAAUGGUUCCACACCCCGCUGUUUUGAGAGGCCUGCAAAAUUGGGGCGGGGGGCUGAGAUUCUAAGGGGACCUGCAAUGUAUAUAUGGGGGCAGGGCAAGGUUACUCAGAAGAAAGAUUGGGAACCGAAAGAGGAGAUUAAGACGAAGCUCUCAGCAGAGUUUGCUUUUUUAAAAAAACAAGUGAUUUUUUAAAAUGAUGAUAUUCUUGUGAAUUUGGGCAAUUUAAAUGAAUGAGAGAGAAGGUGGAUGUGUGUAAGAAACUGAAUGCACAUAGCGUGAGCCUUCCUAUAUUUAUUCAUACACCAGACUUUCAGCUAAUCGCUGCGUCCUACAUGGCAGGGCAUAAAACAGCGUCUGUUUAAAUAAAGAUUAUGGAAAAUCCAAGAUUUGGGUUGGGGGCUAGUUGUGUCAAUAUACCCUUUGAAGGUCUGCUCUUUUCAACAUUGCUAGAUUUCAAAACACGCCUACUCAGUGCCUGAUAGUGCACAACAGCUUGUUAUCGUGUGAUUGAUAGUUUUAGGCUGCAGGCUCUGAAAUACGUAGUGCAGGCAGCUACCAGGGGAAGGACGUCAACCAGAGGCCUUACCUGCCUGCUACCCUCCAUGAGAUGCCAGAGGGACACAGGAAAGCGAACCAACACAGCUGCGUGUGCUUUACCACCAGGAAGUAACAGGUGUUUUUAAGAACCAGGAGCCAUCAACAGCAUAAGUAGCCAUAUACAGUACAAGCCAAAUGGGAAGAUUUUCUGGUAACAUUGGAACUGAACUCUUUGAUGCGAUACUCUCUGCUUUCCCUGCUUCCUGCUUCCCGAUCUCUGACUGUUGUUUCAAAUCGACUGGCCUCACCAGUCCAGCUUUCUUUUAGCAUAGUUUAGCCUCACCUGUCACCUGUUAAGUGGGGUGCCAGACACCCGCUGUCGCCUGAAUGGACAGGGACACGUUUUCCUGUGCUACCCAGUUUUUUCGCGAGUACAGCAGCCCACCUCGGGGUGCAAGCAGCCAGCCCCACGACCACGUCGACUACAUCGAAAAGCCAGAGACGUUCACUUAUGCGGACUUUUUCAAGGAUUACCUGAUUCCCAAUGACCCCUGUGUUUUCUCAGCUAAAUUCACCGAGGGCUGGGGCAGCAGGCGGAAAUGGGUGACCCCGGAUGGAAAGCCAGACUUUGACUUCUUGCUGCAGACUUUUGGGGAGGCAGUAGUACCCGUUGCCAACUGUGACGUCAAGGAGUACAAUUCUAACCCAAAGGAACACCUCAAACUCAAGGAGUACAUAAGUUACUGGAAAGAGCAUAUUAAAAAAAAUUACUGCUCGCCCCGAGGGUGCCUUUACCUCAAGGACUGGCACCUGCACAGGGUUUUCCCAGAACAAGAUGUUUACACCACCCCAAUCUACUUCUCUUCUGACUGGCUGAACGAAUACUGGGAUGCCAUAAAAGUGGAUGACUAUCGCUUCGUCUAUAUGGGACCCAAGGGCUCAUGGACUCCCUUCCACGCAGACGUCUUCCGCUCCUACAGCUGGUCAGCCAAUAUCUGCGGGAAAAAGAAAUGGCUGAUCUUUCCCCCGGGGCAAGAGGAGAACCUCCGCGACCGCCACGGCCACUUGCCCUUCGACAUCACUUCCCCCGAGCUGAAGAACAGCAGUCUUUACCCUCGCUACGCCCAAAGCGCUGCUCCCGUUGAGAUCAUACAGGAAGCCGGAGAGGUGGUCUUCAUUCCUAGCGGGUGGCACCAUCAGGUUCACAACCUGGAGGACACCAUCUCCAUCAACCACAACUGGGUGAACGGGUGCAACGUAGCCAUCAUGUGGAGCUUUCUCCAAGAUGAACUCGCCGCCGUCCAACGGGAGAUCAAAGAAUGGAGAGAAACCAUGGAGGACUGGCACCUACAAUGCCAGGUCCUGAUGAAGUCCUACACAGGCAUCGACUAUAAGGAGUUCUACAACCUGUUGAAGAUCAUUGCAGAGAACCGGAUUUUUGUCCUCGAGAACCACCAUCCCGAGGAAGGCGCCUCCAGGCACUGCUACCGAGCCGCCAUCUCCGGCUUGGGGAUGCUGCAUGCCGUCUUCGAUUUGAAACGGUCUGCCAAGGUGUUGAUUUCUUUGACCGCCAACGAGGAUUUCAAGAAACUGAACCCCGAGUCCCUGACCCCGCCUCCUCAGGCGCUCCUCCACCGCCUGAAAGCGGCGAUAGACACGGCCCUCCUCUAGCGCCCCGUUUAUUUUAACCAGUUGCAGAAAUGGCUGUUUUUUGCAAGCUGGGUGCAUGCUGAUGAUGUCAGUCUCCCCUUUUAGAAGCCUUAAAGCACAGUGAAUCCCCAGGGCAAAGGAACUGGUCUUAGCCGGAAAAGAACAUUCUCCGCCCCACCCUGCCCCGCAUCCCCGAGGAAGCUCGGGGGUGGCUGUGAUCCAUUUGUUCAUAGAGAAUUAGCUCUUCGAAUUCAUCACUUCAGUCUCUUUCCACUUUUGGCUGAGUGAAAAGAAUCCGUUUAGAGGCGUUUUCCUGUUAGAGGUGGUAGAAGGAGUGUUUCACAGACUUGGUAGACUGUCGUUUUCCCCCCAAACAGUGAAUCGAAAUGUUGUGCUUAGAAGUAGGAAGUCUCAGGCCCUACCGAAAGGGGCGUUCGAGGGAAGGUGACUCGUGAGAAAAGGAUAGCUGGUGGAUAAUGGUUACUUGUUCCUAAUACUUUCCCCCCUGCCCCCUGUAGUGAGUAGUGUGUCUGGUCCCCCCUCCCCCCUUAAGGCUUGGCGCUCCCCUUUUUCAGGCCUUGGGCUAAACUCUGGAAACCCACAGAGGGCAGCUGAAAUUUGGGCAGACAUCCCCCUUCCCGGGAAAGCUAUGCCAAUUGCCACCUACAAAUACUACCUAGAAGCCUUUCUUGCGCUGCUUCUAUAUUUGCAAGUAUUGCCUAAAACGAGGGCUGAGAGCUGGGCUGCAGGUAGAAAUAAAUGAGACGGUUGGCUGUUUCAGUGCCCCAGCUUUUCGCACAAUUAUCUACGUGGUCUUCAGAAAAGGAAAGGUGCCCUUUGUGGGACUGGUUGCAUGGCACUCCGAGCAAUUCAGUGCUGACAGCUGGCUCUGCUCUCUUUUAUGUAUUUAUGAACUGCUUCUGGGCCCUUAACCCGUAAUAUGAAAUACGGUGGCCUGAGAGCAUCAGGGGCCAGCAAAAGAGACUUUUGAGGUUGUCUUUUAGCUCAGCACGGCCCACCAAUGAGAGAAUCUCCAAGCAAAGGCCAACGCCGUCCAAGCCAAAAAAGACACACCCCCCCCGAAGGCUUUCAACUGCAUUAUGAGAAAUAGGUGGCCCUCCUAAUGUCAGGAGCAAAGGGGGAAAUGGAGGGGCAACUUCGGUUUAGUGUAAAUAGUAGUACUUUCUAUUUUAAUUUAUUUAUUUGGUUCAACUUAUAAGACACCCUUCCCUUUAAGGGCCCAGCAAGCGUGCAGUCUUGAGGGGAGGGUGUGGUUGUAGCGUGUCUUCCCCAUUAUUCCUAUUGAGCACAAUUAGUCCCCUUCCGCACGUGCAAAAUAAUGCACUUUCAAUCCACUUUCAAUGCACUUUGCAGCUGGAUUUUACUGUGCGGAAGAGCAACAUCCAUUUGCAAACCAUUUUGAAAGCGGAUUGAAAGUGCAUUAUUCUGCAUGUGCGAAGGGGCUUAAGUCAUGGCAUCAAGCGCGAGGAAGGGCUGGAAACUGCAACAGGGGGGCAGCGUCCUUGCAGCUGGCAGUAAAGGGGACUAAAGCUUUGGGAGCUCCUGUAUGGGCAUUGGCAGGGUGUGAUUUGUCACCCUUCGCUACAGCCUGUUAUACUUGGAUUCAAAUCCCUGGUUUUUUGUUGGGGGGGGGGGGGGGGGUGUUUAAGCCCUGAGGUGAAUUUUACUCAAAGCCUCGACUGUUCUGCCGAGUCAAUCCCAGACUUUUCUGAAACUGCACAUUAAACAAAGCUUAUUUCAGUGUCA